Messenger RNA from Papilio machaon (common yellow swallowtail), 454 nucleotides. RefSeq lists its product as uncharacterized. Bases 131 to 421 code for a protein of 96 amino acids. NCBI's taxonomy places the organism in Eukaryota, Metazoa, Arthropoda, Insecta, Lepidoptera, Papilionidae. The transcript has 2 exons. The record is from RefSeq and is a predicted model, not a curated record.
GUCAAGGCAAACCACUGCCGGGCGCUCGCAGCGCCGCCUGCUCCUACCCGCUACGUUCUGUCACAUUCUUUUACGCAACCAUCAUUGAGUCACGUUACACCUCACAAAAUUUGCAUCUGUUACCGCCAUUAUGCGUUGUUUCAUCGUUGUACUUUUCUUAGCGAUGGUAACGCCAUCUAUGUCUCGGCCAUACGAUCCUGAAGACGAUGAAUUGAAGAGCGUAUUGUCGACGAAUGGUAAUUUUGAAGCUUUUUAUCCACGGCAAGCACAUGGUAUUCCCAACGGGUCAUCACGGCCGGCUCAUGGACAUGGCAGUUUCUAUAAACACCGGAAUCCAGCGCUAGUGGACGUUAAAAAUGCUGCAGCUUACGGUUUCAGAUUCGAUGGCAUGAGAAGAUUUAAUUUUGACGAUGACGAGUGAUUUAAUAAAUUUUUAAGUUAAAAUUAUAAUUGU